AUGGACUUCGACGCUAUCCUAGAGGACGUUGGUACCUUCGGGAGGUACCAGAAGCUGGUGAUCUACUUCGUCCUGCUGCCGGCGGUGAUCCCGUGCGGGUUCCAUGCGUACGCGCAGCUGUUCAUGGCGGCCGACGUACAGCAUUGGUGUAAAGUGCCCGAGUUGGAGCAUUUGACGGAUUUGCAGCUUGUCAAGAAUCUAAGCAUACCCCUGGAGCUUAAGAACGGAGAGCCCUUCUUCUCCAAAUGCACCAAAUACAAUUUGAACUACAGUGAGAUUCUCAAGAGUUACCAGGAAGACUCCACCAGAAAGCAUGCUGAAGUGGUACCUUGCACCGACGGCUGGACCUAUGAUCGCAGUGUUUAUAAGAAUACUAUAGUAUCUGAGUGGAACCUAGUAUGCAACAAAGACUUCUACCCAACCCUGGGGCUGAUCCUUCUCGGCGUUGGCGGCAUCAUCGGCAAUUACAUCUUCGGCUACCUUCAGGACAGCAUUGGAAGGAAGCCCUCGUUCUUCAUCUACCUCCUGAUAGAAUGCAUCUUCGGAGUCGCUACUGCCUUCGCUCAGAACUACGUGCUGUGGAUCAUCUUCAGGUUUGGAGUCGGGUUCACUGUCCCGGCUAUUAUGGCUACUCCAUACGUUCUGGCAAUAGAAUUGGUCGGGCCCCGCUGCAGAACGCUCUGCACCAUACUAUCCAACAUCGCUUACUCUCUAGGCCUGAUUUUCCUCUCUGGAGUGGUCUACUUGGUGCGAGACUGGCGCCAUCUUGCUUUGGCCACAACACUGCCGUUCAUCUGCUUCUUUCUGUAUCUGUGGCCGAUGCCGGAGAGCCCAAGAUGGCUGCUGGCUAGAGGGAGGUUCGAGGAGGCUGAAGUGAUUUUGAAGAAUAUGGCCAGAAUAAACGGCAAAUCCCUACCAGCCAACUACAUGGUCCAACUCCGGCGCAAAUACGAAUCGGACAAACUCCAACAAGACCUGGAAAAAGAGAAGUCUCGGCAGUACGGGAUCUUGGACCUGUUCCGGACUCCGAACCUUCGGAAGAAGACCAUCAUAAUCACGUUUAUUUGGUUCACAAACACGAGUGUAUACGUUGGACUGUCGUAUUAUGCUCCAGUGCUGGGUGGUGAUGAGUUUCUGAACUUCUUUUUGGCGGGAGUGGUGGAACUGCCGACGUAUUUGUUCCUCUGGCCGUCGAUGGAGAGGCUCGGGAGAAGGUGGACCUUGUGCAUGAGCAUGGUUGUCGGCGGAGUGGCCUGUCUGACCACGUUCUUGGUGCAGCACGAAAGCAACGUAACACUAGCCUUAUACUGUGUUGGCAAGAUGGGGAUAUCCUCCUCAUUCGUGGUGCUUCCCCUGAUGGCGUCGGAGCUGUACCCCACCGUGGUCAGGGGUCUGGGAAUGAGUCUCAGCUCUGUGCUUGGCAUGCUCGGCCCGAUAUUUAUACCUCUCGUCAAUUAUCUGGGCUCAGACAUCUUGGUUUUGCCGCUCAUCAUCAUGGGCGCUUUGUUGGUAGCUGGUGGGAUCGCCAGUUUACUUUUACCAGAAACUUUGAAUCAGCAUCUACCACAGACCCUUGAAGACGGAGAGAAGAUGGGCCUUGACACAGAUUUCUGCUGCAACCCGCCAGUGAAGGAGACUACUCAGAAAAAAUCAAUUAAAAUUAAAGAAAAUAAAGAUCAAGCUGAUUGUAAAAAUUGUAACGGUUUGUGCACUUGUCAAAUGGUAAAUGUACCUUUGGUCGAUAGUGUUGGCGUAUUUGAAAAAGAUCUAAAUAUAGGUGAAAGUAAAGUAGAAAUUGUUACUUUGAAAUAA
Messenger RNA from Amyelois transitella, 1812 nucleotides. RefSeq names its product beta-alanine transporter-like. Gene Ontology annotation, cellular component: membrane. Gene Ontology annotation, biological process: transmembrane transport. Gene Ontology annotation, molecular function: transmembrane transporter activity. The record is from RefSeq and is a predicted model, not a curated record. The coding region runs from base 1 to 1812 and encodes 603 amino acids. Lineage: Eukaryota; Metazoa; Arthropoda; Insecta; Lepidoptera; Pyralidae. The transcript has 8 exons.